This is a messenger RNA of Cercospora beticola, 813 nucleotides long. RefSeq lists its product as uncharacterized. The record is from RefSeq and is a predicted model, not a curated record. NCBI's taxonomy places the organism in Eukaryota, Fungi, Ascomycota, Dothideomycetes, Mycosphaerellales, Mycosphaerellaceae.
GUCACAGACUGGAAGGGAGGAUCGAUACCGUUGAGGUCAGCUCGACCAUGUAGCGAAAAGCACUAAGUUGCUCAGAAUGCAACAUUUCCUGUGAAUGCUUCGACUCGAAUGCAGAAGUGAAUGGGAGCACGUGAAGAUUCACUCCCGUUCAGUCGCAUGAGGAAUACAAAAGCCGGCCAGCCUUUGCGACUCAACCUCAACCUACACCAGCGGGUUUCAACAUCAAUCCUUGACACGCUACACCAGACACACAGCCACACACCACUGCACACCACGCAACACCAGAACACACAAACACAUAACAUUACCCACGACAGCCACCACGAGUCGUAACACAUCAUGUCAACUUUCUCGACCAUCAACUUGCCGCUCCUCCCCGCAAUUCUCAAGCAAUGGGAAUACCUUCCAGGCGACAUUAACGUCCUACUCGAGCGCAUGGACGAGACCAUCAAGAUCACCACCGCGCCAACACUCGAAGCCUCUAUCGAGUACGCCGACAAGAUCCCUGACGAGGAAUGCCUUGUCGUCCUCCACCACUGCGUUCUCGGCAUGAAGGAGUGCGUCGAGCGUUUCCAGUACGCUAUCGCAGAAGCUGAAGAAGCUGGAUUGGGUGCUGUCCUCAAGGAGGUGAAGGAGUUGCAGGGAAAUUCGGAGCUGGUGAUGAGCGGUUUCGAGGUCAUGGGACUCGAGGAUGCGAUGGAGGAGGAGGAUGGUGGCAAGUUGAAGGAUGAGGUUGUGAAGGUUGCGCAGGCUAUGAGGGAGGUGAAGCGCUGGACGGAUGUGGUUGAGGAGGCUUUGGGCAGGAAGGUCUAG